Messenger RNA from Microplitis mediator, 3652 nucleotides. RefSeq names its product GTP-binding protein REM 1 (gene Rgk3). Bases 1508 to 3652 code for a protein of 714 amino acids. The transcript is spliced from 4 exons. Gene Ontology annotation, molecular function: calcium channel regulator activity; GTPase activity; GTP binding. Lineage: Eukaryota; Metazoa; Arthropoda; Insecta; Hymenoptera; Braconidae. Gene Ontology annotation, cellular component: plasma membrane. The record is from RefSeq and is a predicted model, not a curated record.
UAUUGCCGGAGGAAAGGUAUAAAAAAAAAGUUGUGGAGUACAGAUGUAUUACUUGCCGAAAAUUGAGACGUUUGAUUCAAAAACGUAAGACGGAGACAACAAAUAAUGAUGCUCGAUGGAUGAAUUUCAAACAUCGCUAUAUUUUACAACGCAGAAAGCUUAAUCGGGUUGUUCACACGGGCUCUUUCAAACACUGUGAAUUUGAAAAAGCGUAAUAUAUUUAUGAAUGUGCUUGAAGUUUAAAACUUAAUACACAAAAAAGGAUCCAAUGUGACUGCAGGAGAAUUAUUAGGUUCAUUAAUGCAGACCAGAGAAUCGUUUAAAGCAUGCAAUGUGAACAAAGAAAGCUGGAGUAAAAAAAUUGAUUCUAUCAUUGAAAAUGCAUCUAGAAAUCUCAGUAGUACAGAAGCGAAUACUGGCGAUGAGCAUACAGGUUCUAAUAAUGCAAGUGACAACAAUAAUAAUAAUAAUAAUAAUAAUAAUAAUAAUAAUAAUAUUAUUAAUGAUGUUAAUGGCUAUAAAAAUGACAUUAUUAAUAAUGAUGAUGAUGAUAAUAAUAAUAAUUAUUAUUGCACAAAUAGUGAUAACGACUAUGAUAAUUUUGAUAACACUAGAAGUGAUUAUGAGGGUGAUGAUAAUAACAAUAAACUGUCUUUGAACUCGGUGGACUCAAGAUAUGAACAUGAUUAUGAUGUUGCUCAAACUAGCAACUAUGUGAUUUCCUACAUUGCGGGAUAUGUAGCCCGUAAAACAGGUCGGUUUUCCAAAUGAUUUGAUUGCACAGAGUCUAUGCAGUCAAGAGUAGUGAAGGCUCGUGACAAAUUUAUAGAAUUGAUGGAUAAAGGUGCGUUGAUUUAUCCUAGUGAACAAUUAUUUAAUUUAAUUAAAAGUUUAGAAGAAGUUGUGUUAAUGGUAGUUGGGACAAAAACAGCUGUCAAUAGUAACAAAACUUCCCGCGUAAGGAUUUAAACGAGUACUUCAUGAAAAGUGGCGCGCUCUACCGACAAAAAAUCUGUCCCCUAAAUAGAGACCAUUCGUUCAACAUUACGUUCGGACUCCUUGUAUCUAUACUUCGUGCACGGAUGUAUUGAUUUUUUUCCUUCUCUUUUCUGCUUAUUCUGUUCAAUAUCGCGAACUUCGAUGGCCAUUGUGAGGCGAGCUGGUUGAGUGUAUUGUAUACAUAUACUUACAUAGUAUAGAGUGUAUUUGUGUUUUCUAUUUACUACCUUACUGUCUUUAAAUUAAAGUUGUAUUCAACAUCAAAUACUUGCAAAUAUUCUUAUUCGAAAGUUGAUUUAAUCUUGAAAAAAUUUAUUAAAAUUUUUCAUAAAUUUUUUUAUUGUUAAAAAGGACGGUGAAAGUUUUAAAAUUGAUAAAUUUUUACUUUUAUAGAUUAAAUUGUAUAUAAGAGCAGCACGGAAGGGUUAUGUUGUUUUCAUUGAUUAACAGGUUGAGUAUACAUGUUAUUAAUUGAAUCAAGAAGUAAUUAAACAUUUGGGAUAUCAUAAUGGACUCUACAUUUCACGGAAACUUUCUUCGGCUGAAUGGUCGAAAACGUUGGGGUGAUUUGACUGAAGACUACAAAAGGAAAAUUCGGAAACUUCACAAUGAUAAUUUACUGCUGGGAGGCUGCCUAUCUCAAGAAACUGCAGAGAAUAUUGACUUUCCAACGAUUUGUGAAUCGCUACAACCUCAGGAACCUACUGUAGCUGCAGAUCUAGAAAAAAUUAACAGUGAUAAUAGUUUUAACAAUGAAAACAAAAGUAUUAACGAUAAUAAUGUUAAAAUUAAUGACAAUUCUAUUGAUGUUGAAUCUUCUGAAGAUAAAGUAAAAAAUGUUUAUAACGUUUCAUUUAACGAAGAAAAUUUUGUGGAAAACUUAGCAAAAUGUUUAGUAGAAAAUAAUAUUAACCAAACGCAAAGCAGGGCUUUACUACGUGUUUUACGCACUCAUCCUUACCUGUUAUUCUUACCUAAGGACCCUCGAGCAUUAAUGAAAACAUCUCGUGAAAAAAUAAUAACAAAGAUUGUGUCGCCGGGUGAAUAUCUCCAUGUUGGUCUAGAAUUUAAACUACAGUCUAUAAUAUCACGGGUACCGACCGAAUCUGUUCCUAAUGAAUUAAUAAUAGACUUCAGCACUGAUAGGGCGGACCUCAACAAAAAAGUUCAUAUUUGGCCUAUUCAAAUUCGUAUAAUCAACUUACCUUGCUACACAAAUCCAGAACAUGUUGGUAUAUAUCAAGGGCCAAGCAAACCGAAUAGUUUUGAAGAAUUUUUUCACGAUUUCAUUCAUGAAGCAGAGAGUAUUAUUGAAAAGGGUGGAAUCAAGUGCAAUAACAAAAUAAUACCAAUUAAAUUUCGUUGUUUUAUUGGGGACGCUCCUGCCCGAGAAUCAGUUCUAGGUCACGUAUCCCAUUUUGCUAAAAAUCCUUGCUCUAAAUGCAAAGUUGAAGGUAUAACGUAUAAGCGAUCGACUCGAUAUCCGGGCAUUAACCAUCUACAUAGAACUGACGAAGAGUACCGAGGAUUAACUGAUGUUGAUCAUCACAAAAAUUUGUCAGCAAUACGGAAAUUACCGAUGAAUUUAGUUGAUCAAGUACCUUUUGAUUACAUGCAUUUAGUAUGCUUGGGUGUACUAAAAAAACUCGUGGAAACAGUAGUAUUUGGAAAAUGUCAAGCAAUUAAGUUGCAAAAAUUUAAAAUAGAUAUCUUAUCUAACCGUUUAACAACAUUACAAACUUAUUGUCCACGCGAAUUUGCGAGAAUUCCGCGAGAAUUGGACAAAUAUCACACGUUUAAAGCUACAGAAUUCCGGCAACUACUGUUGUAUACUUUUCCAGUAGUAUCUCAGGGUAUUCUUCAAACUGAUCACUAUAAUAAUUUUCUGCUUUUACAUGCGUCGAUGCGUGUAUUAUUAAAUGACACUUCAUCGAUCGAAAAUGUGGAUUUUGCUGACGAAGCUUUAAAGAAAUUUGUAAUCGAUGCUGAAAAUCUUUAUGGAUUAGAAUUUCUAUCGUAUAACUCCCAUGGUCUCGUUCAUCUUGUUCGCGAUUACAAACUUUAUGGUUCGUUACAUAAUAUCUCAGCUUUCACAUACGAAAAUAGUAUCAGACUAAGCCGUUCACUAGUUAGAAAAUCCAAUCAACUCCUACAACAAAUCCACAAACAAAGUCUGGAACGUAAUAAUUUCGAGAAAGAUGAUAUUUAUGAUAAAAAUUUAAACAAAUUCAAAGCCUACGAAGUUCAUGAACAUGGUCCAAUAUGUGAUAGUUUAAAAGACAACUCGGUUCAAUAUGUAAAUUUGAAAACACCAACAUUUUUUUAUUCUAUUCAUACUACAGACAAUACUAUUAUUGAUAAUGAUAACAGAAUUGGCGUGAUUCAGAAUAUAAUUUGGCAUAACGAUGAAUAUUUCUUAGCUGUUCGAUAUUUUACAACUGUAAAACCGUUCUACGAAGUACUAGAUCGGCCUUCAACAGAUUUUGGAGUUUACUUAUGUAUUUCGUUACAAGAAACAAUUUCAAUUAUAUUGUUAUGUGAAGUUAAAACUAAAUGCUAUCGUAUGCCAGUGUGGGUGAAGAAAACUUUAACACCGUAUGUUAAUGAUGAGCAAUUGAAUAAUGCUUAUUGUGUAAUAGAAAUGAUUGAAUGA